AUGGCGCAAGCAAGAAUGGCAUUGGCAUGGCGCAUUGACAAAAGGCCGCGGCACCCGCAAUCUGCCGCCCCAGUUGCCAUGUGGUGGGGGGGACGAGGGCGGGUGGGAGUGGGAGUGGGAGGCUGCCCCCUACACCAGCGCCACCACGAGCAGUCGUCGCGCACCACCACCACAGCCUCCAUCUAUAUCCCCUCCCCCACCCUCUCGCCUGCUGCUGCUCCCAUCUUCUUGGUGCCUCCUCCCCUCCCUGACCGUGGGAUCUUGGGUUCCUUGCCCUACCGAGCUGCAUUGCCGAAUCGAGGCGCCGAUUUGGGGGAAGAUUGCUGCUGCAUUGAUGAAUGCCGGAGCUAUAGCGCUCACUGAUUUGGGGAUUCGAUGUCACGGGCAUCCGGAUGUCAUUGCCGAUCGCCCUCGUAGUCGGCAUUGCCGCCGGCGGCGCCACCUUGCUCGCGGCGGCGGCCGUGCUCCUCGCGCUCUGGUGCGCGGCGCGGCGCAGGGCCCGCCGUAACCGCAACUCCGACACCGGCUCAUCCGACCCUUCGACGCUAGUGGAGUGGGGCAAGGGGGGCCGGAGCUCGUUGGCGCCGGAGCCGGAGCCGGAGCCGGAGCGUCAGGUUGCGAGGCAAUUCUCGCUGGAGGAGCUUGUGCAGGCAACCAAGAACUUCAGCGACGCCAACAUCGUUGGCGCUGGGAGCUUCGGCUUGGUGUACAUGGGGCUGCUGCUUGAUGGCACGAUUGUCGCGAUCAAGAGGCGUGUGGGGGCGGCGAGGCAGGAUUUUGCUGAUGAGGUUAGGUGUCUCUCAGAGAUUCGUCACCGAAACAUUGUAACUCUCAUUGGUUACUGUCAAGAAGGGGGUCUACAAAUGCUGGUUUAUGAGUACCUGCCCAAUGGCAGUGUCUGUGGCCAUCUGUAUGAUAACGGGAAAGGCUCCACGACACGGCUUGAGUUCAAACAAAGGCUUUCAAUAGCCAUUGGGGCUGCUAAAGGUUUGAACCAUCUGCACAGUCGUGAUGCUCCUUUGAUUCACAAAAACUUCAAGACAAACAAUGUGCUGGUUGAUGAAAAUUUCAUUGCAAAGGUGGCUGAUGCUGGACUUGUUAGGUUACUUAGAGGAUCUGACGAUGCUGGCCCAUCACAUGGGUUCAGUAGCAGUGUUUACCAAGACCCAGAGGUACAAUCGGUGGCUCAGUUCUCUGAAAGCAGUGAUGUGUACAGCUUUGGAGUUUUCCUUUUGGAGCUAAUUACUGGCAGGGAAGCAGCCUCCUUGAUGCCUCCAGAAUCCAGAGAAUAUCUGGCCCACUGGAUGGAAGCACAUUUCAGUUCAAAUGAACUGAUUGACCCAAGAUUUGGUGGCAACUUCACAUCAGAAGGUAUGAAGGAGCUUGUCGGCCUUGCUUUCCAGUGCCUGAACCCAUCAUCAAGACGGCGACCAAGGAUGAGGCUGGUUGCGACUGAGCUAGACCGGAUUCUGGAGACGGAGAUGUCCAUGACGACGUUCAUGGGCGACGGAACUGCCAUCGUCACACUAGGGAGCCAGUUGUUCACGUCGUGAAUGAUUGAUUUCAUGUCUGCUAUUUGAUGACAUGAUGAUUGCCUGUAAGAGCCUAGCAGCUGUUUGUUUCUGCCAAGCUGUGCUCGCUCUGCAUUGUUGCGAAAUGCCAUGUAUGGUUAUUUUUUAAGCUUGUCAUGGUUGAUAUAGUUUGGUAGGAGGGGUGAGAAGAAAUAGAGCUGUAUGUAUCUCUCUUUUUCUUCUUCUUUUCGGCACCUGGGAGAAGAAUUGUAUGUAAUCUUCAGAUUGUUCAUUUCCAAUGUAACAGGCAAGUUGUUUAUUGCCCUUCAGUGUUUUAAGCUAUGAAAGGGCUAAUUCGGAGUUACCGUGCUAAUUA
Messenger RNA from Panicum virgatum (switchgrass), 1887 nucleotides. Its product is annotated as probable serine/threonine-protein kinase PBL28. Gene Ontology annotation, biological process: protein phosphorylation. Lineage: Eukaryota; Viridiplantae; Streptophyta; Magnoliopsida; Poales; Poaceae. Gene Ontology annotation, molecular function: protein kinase activity; ATP binding. Bases 393 to 1553 code for a protein of 386 amino acids. The transcript is spliced from 8 exons. The record is from RefSeq and is a predicted model, not a curated record.